Molecule: messenger RNA, 390 nt
Organism: Uranotaenia lowii
Lineage: Eukaryota; Metazoa; Arthropoda; Insecta; Diptera; Culicidae
Product: ejaculatory bulb-specific protein 3-like
Exons: 1
Coding region: 1-390 (129 amino acids)
Source: RefSeq, a predicted model, not a curated record
AUGAAAUUCUUCCUUGCCAUUUUCGCUGUGCUUGCGCUGGCCGCAGCCCAAGAAGAAGAAGGUAGCAAGUACACCUCCAAAUUCGAUACCAUCAAUGUGGACGAUAUCCUGGCAUCGGAUCGACUGUUCCGGAACUACUAUCUGUGCAUGAUGGAUGAGGGACGCUGCACGCCGGAAGGCAACGAGCUGAAACGAAUCCUGCCGGAAGCUCUGGAGACCAACUGUGCCAAGUGCAGUGAAAAUCAACGCGCCACUGCCAUCCGGGUUUUCGAAUCCCUCAGCCAGAAUCGGCCCGUCGAGUGGAAAGCCCUGCGGGAACGUUACGAUCCGGAGGGAAAAUAUAUCGAACAGUACCGCGAAGAAAUCGAGAAGAACGGAAUCAAGGUGUAA